This is a messenger RNA of Arachis stenosperma, 1816 nucleotides long. RefSeq lists its product as uncharacterized. Bases 338 to 1567 code for a protein of 409 amino acids. The transcript has 5 exons. Lineage: Eukaryota; Viridiplantae; Streptophyta; Magnoliopsida; Fabales; Fabaceae. The record is from RefSeq and is a predicted model, not a curated record.
CUGUGAUGUGUGUCCUUCUUCUCCCUUUCCCCUUUCACCUCUCUCUCUUCACACUUCACACACUAUAUACAAACACUUCCUUUUCCAGUUUCACAUAGCAGCUACUAAAACUAGUGUUUGCAGAAACUGCACUAAGUAACUAGUAUCUUAUUCCUUCAAGUUGAAGUUGGAAGUGAGAGAGAAGAAAAGCUCAAAACUUGGCACGUGAUUCACUGACCCAAUAGGCUUGUUAGGUGAAAAAAAGUCUCUUUUCUUGGUUUCAAGAAUCCCCAAACACAGAUGCACUAAUGAGUGUGAGCCUUCAACAUUUCUUAUUGGGGGGUGACUCAAUUCAUGAAUGGGUUGCAUGGUGUCUCAGCUCGCUUCAAAGUUCGCCUUCUUCCCACCCUCUCCACCCACUUACCACCUCAAGAACCGGGACAACGACGGCAAGCUCACGGUGGUCUCCACCGCCGCUCCGAUCCCUCACGCCGACGACACCAACUUGGAUGUUCUCCUUGUUGACACCAAACAUGGAAACAAGAUCGUUGCUUUCUAUCUUAAGAACCCUUAUGCUCGCCUCACUCUUCUCUAUUCUCAUGGCAAUGCUGCUGACUUGGGUCAACUCUAUGAUCUCUUCGUUCAACUCAAGGUCAAUCUUAGAGUUAAUCUCAUGGGAUAUGACUACUCUGGAUAUGGGGCCUCUACUGGCAAGCCUAGUGAAUCCAGCACAUAUGCAGACAUAGAGGCGAUAUAUGAAUGCCUCGAGACUGAAUACGGAGUUAGCCAGGAAGAUGUAAUCUUGUAUGGGCAAUCGGUUGGAAGCGGACCGACAUUGCACUUGGCAGCUAAAUUGCCAAGGUUGAGAGGUGUCGUUCUACACAGUGGCAUUCUUUCUGGACUUAGAGUUCUUUGCCAUGUGAAGUUCACAUUUUGCUUUGAUAUUUAUAAGAACAUCAACAAAAUAAAGAAGGUCAAGUGCCCUGUAUUGGUGAUACAUGGUACAGAAGAUGAUGUUGUCAAUUGGCUACAUGGUAAUGGACUGUGGAAAAUGGCGAAGGACACCUACGAUCCGUUGUGGAUCAAAGGAGGCGGCCACUGCAACUUGGAGCUUUACCCCGAUUACAUUCGCCACCUAUCCAAAUUUGUCCAAGAAAUGGAGAACAUGACAACCGAAAAACACCUCAAGAAGAUUCGUCAGAAUAAGAAGCUGCAACCGAAAAACUGUUGUUUGUCUGGUUGUGAAUGCUGCAACAUUAGUAGUUGUACAUGCGAGUAUCCGAAAUGCUCUAGCUGCGAAUGUCCGAAAUGUUCUAGCUGCGAAUGCCCGAGUUAUUCCUUGUCCUUCAAUUGUCCUAGGUGCUGUAAACUUAGCUGUGCAAAGUGUUGCCGCCUACCGAAGCUGUCGAAUUGUUUCGGACCAUGCUUGUGCUGCUGUGGAAAAUGCUCAGGUUCUAGUUAUAGUAUAAGAUGCUCAAUGCCUAGUUGCUGCUGCUCAACACCAAGUUGCUGUAAGAAUUGUUGGUGCUGGAAAUGUUGUUUUGGAUUUGGAAGACACAGUGGCACAAAUGGAAAGCACAAUGGCUAAGUGGUGAGAACAUAAAAAAGCAUGAAGCAUGUUCAUGAUGUAUAGGUGCCUAACACUCCCUCCGGAUAUUAUUGUGCUCUGAAUGUAAAAACAUAUGAGGAAUUAGGAAAAUGCAUAUCAUCCACUGUCCCCUUUUUUUUUUUUUCUUAAUUGUUUUAUCUACACUUUUAAUUUCUUAAGCUCUUCUAUUGGAAUUUUUAACUCAUAAAAACUUUGGUGUUUUUAAUUCAUUUGUCCUGGUGGCUGGUU